AUGGUAGAUGUUAUUUCACUGACACUCACUGGAAUACUUGAUAGAUGUCCAAUCUUGUUAGGUAAAAAGAAAAGAAAUAUUUCCAGAACAACAACUAAAGUUUAUGAGUUAGUCUGCAUAAAAGAUAUUUUUAUAAAUGAUAAUGAUAGAUAUCGAAAUAUAUUUAAUCCAUUGAUUUGCCUAUUUACAGAUUGUAUAGAAAAAUUUUAUGAAAUAUUGGGAAGUCAAUCUCUUUAUGCCAAUAUUAUUGCAACACCUCGACAUACUGCUAUAGAGAUAAUCUCAAGCACUUCUUAUAAAAUAAAAAAAUUACAAGUUAAACAAACUAGUCGAAUUGACAUGGACUAUAAACUUAUUCCCAAACAUAAAAUAAAAUCAGUUGAAGUCUCUGCUUGA
Dentiscutata erythropus is the source of this 396-nucleotide messenger RNA. The record is from the annotation of a GenBank genome assembly. NCBI's taxonomy places the organism in Eukaryota, Fungi, Glomeromycota, Glomeromycetes, Diversisporales, Gigasporaceae.